CCGUCAUGGCUGCUGGCAGUGAAGAUGGCGUAGCUCCAGCUCCAAUGGCCUCCGAUGAACAUGAACAUCCACCACCCUCCUUAUGCCUAGGAGGUGUCAACAGAAGCAUAAAAUCUAAGGAGGAGAUAGUAGUCCAAGUUCCUGUGGUAGAUGUGCAAAACGAUAACUUCAAAGAGAUGUGGCCCUCCCUCCUGCUGGCCAUAAAGACAUCUAGCUUCGUGGCUGUUGACACGGAGCUGAGUGGGCUAGGGGACAGGAAGAGUUUGCUGAACCAGUGCAUUGAAGAACGUUAUAAGGCUGUGUGUCAUGCUGCCAGGACCCGUUCUGUGCUGUCGCUGGGCCUCGCCUGCUUCAAGCAACAGCCAGAUAAGGGUGAACAUUCCUACCUGGUCCAGGUGUUCAAUCUCACUCUGCUGUGCACGGAGGAGUAUGUUAUAGAACCAAAAUCUGUGCAGUUCCUGGUACAGCAUGGCUUCAACUUUAAUCGGCAGUAUGCCCAGGGCAUCCCCUACCAUAAGGGCAAUGACAAGGGUGAUGAGAGCCAGAGCCAGUCAGUGCGAACCUUGUUCCUGGAGCUGAUUCGAGCCCGCCGGCCCGUGGUGCUGCAUAAUGGUCUUAUAGACUUGGUGUUCCUGUACCAGAACUUCUAUGCCCACCUGCCAGAAAGCCUGGGAACCUUCACUGCUGACCUCUGUGAGAUGUUCCCAGCAGGCAUUUAUGACACCAAAUAUGCUGCAGAGUUUCAUGCCCGAUUUGUGGCCUCCUACUUAGAAUAUGCCUUCCGGAAAUGUGAACGGGAAAAUGAGAAACGGCGGGCAGCUGGCAGCCCUCACCUUGUCCUGGAGUUCUGCAGCUAUCCUUCUAGCAUGAGGGCCCAUAUUGACUACCGCUGCUGCAUGACCCCUGCAACCCACCAUCGUCAUCCCACCAACAUCUGUGACAAAUUCUCGGCCUAUGGCUGGUGCCCUCUCGGACCACAGUGUCCUCGCUCCCACAAUAUUGAUCUUAUCAUUGACACCGAUGAGGCUGUGGCAGAGGAUAAGCGGCGACGGCGACGACGUAAAGAAAAACGGAGGAGGGCUUUGAUGAACCAGCCUGGGACAAAGACCUCUGGAGAAACUGAGGAUGGUCCUCCCACUAAGCAGGUCUGUGGGGAUGGUGUGAAGACUGAGGAAACUGAACAAAAAGUGGCCGAAGAUGAAGCCAAGGACCAGUGUGGCUGUGAGCAAGAUCAUAAAAAUGAUUUGGGGAUGGAGCUUAAGACAACCCAGCCUGAAAUAGCUGACAUGACUACCUCAGAAGUGCCAGGAAGUCAAGUCAGUCCUAACCCAGUGCCUGGGGAUGGAUUGCACCGGGCUGGUUUUGAUGCCUUUAUGACAGGUUAUGUGAUGGCCUUUGUGGGAAUGAGCCAGGAACUCCAGUCCUGCAGUUCUGGACCCUGGCUACCUGAAUGUCACAACAAAGUGUAUCUGAGUGGCAAAGCUGUGCCUCUCACAGUGGCCAAAAGCCAGUUCUCCCAUUCCUCCAAAGCUCACAACCAGAAGAUGAAGCUGGCUUGGGGCAACAGCUGACCCAGCUUCUAUCUGGCACUCUCCCCAGGAAGAGAAACAGAAUAGAACAGAGUUGUUGAGUCUCUCUAGUAUCCGAAUAUACUUUCAACUAAGAGAGUUGAGAGUGGGUAAAGGGGGACAGGGUGAAGGAGACUUGGCAGAGAUCCUGCUGCAUUGUUCCUGGACCUUUGCUUUACCUCAGAGGCUGAGGUAUAAGAGUUCAAGUAAGAAGGCUGACCAGCACCUGCAAUAUCAUCUUUAUUUUCAAAUCUGAAAGUGUCUUGGGAAGGUUUUUACC
Dipodomys spectabilis (banner-tailed kangaroo rat) is the source of this 1848-nucleotide messenger RNA. RefSeq names its product target of EGR1, exonuclease (gene Toe1). NCBI's taxonomy places the organism in Eukaryota, Metazoa, Chordata, Mammalia, Rodentia, Heteromyidae. The coding region runs from base 6 to 1571 and encodes 521 amino acids. Gene Ontology annotation, cellular component: cytoplasm; Cajal body. Gene Ontology annotation, molecular function: snRNA binding; metal ion binding; 3'-5'-RNA exonuclease activity. The record is from RefSeq and is a predicted model, not a curated record. The transcript is spliced from 8 exons. Gene Ontology annotation, biological process: snRNA 3'-end processing.